UCCUCCCUGUCCCCAGGCUUAGGAAAGCCCCAGAGUGGUGGGUACACGCACUUACCUUCAUGUACACACAACCACCUGGCAGAGCCCUGCGUGAAUCUGCAGUCUAGCCCGUGCAUGAGGAGGACAUGGACUAGGGUGGCCUGGGUGUGCUUUGUGGACCUGGUCCCGAGAGUGUCCAAUGGGACAUUUUGGAGGUGUUGCCCACCUACCUAGCUAGUGGACUGGAUCUGAGCUCACGGAACUUGAAUGUGUGCUUCCUGGUGUGCCCUGAGUGUUGGGGGCGUGGCCAGGAGCAAGGUGUCUUCUCAGAUCCUGGCAGCCUCCUCCCUUAGGCAGGUGGAGGAGGAGGGGGAGGCUCAGGCUAUACCUCUGGACUGCUGGAGCAGAAGGUCCUGGAACACGGACUCUUAAGUGUGCCCUUGGGAAAGGUCUUUCUAUUCUCUGGGCCUGGGUUUCCUUCUGAGGUACCUGCCCUCCACCCGAGACUCAGGUUGCUGAGCCCCUCCCACAGGUGUGUAGACCUAUAUCUUUGGUGGCCCAGAGAGGCCUCAGGCUCUGGCCAAGCUGUGGGUGGGUGGAGGGAGCGGUGUUGCUGGGGCAACCAAGCAGUUAUCUGGAGUGAGAGCCUUGGAUCUGCCUGGGGAAUUUGCAGCUGUGUCCCUGACUCUCAGCCCUGGGCCUGGGACCUUGAGGAGCUGAUGUGCCCCAUUCCUGACUUAGGAGCUCAGCCCUUGUUUACCUGGUUAGGGGGAAGCUGAAGACGACUUCGUCCUGCAUGGUUAAAGUCUCCAGUUUUGGAGCCAACCAGAGCUUGAGAAAUCGCCUAGCUCCCUGAGCCUCACAGGUCCAGGAGAGUAUAUUCCAGUACCUGCCUUAAAGAGCUAUCAUAUGUUCCAUGAGGGCAAAGAUGUUUGCUUUCCACCAGUACCUGGCAUGGUGCCUGGCAUGAGUGAAUUAAUCAUUUUGCAAGUGUUGGUCUACUUCUUUUUCUUUUUGAGUGGGACUAAUAAGAGGGGUGGAUGAGUCUGGCCCAAGUGGGAGUGAGGAGGGAAAGAUGUGGUCAAGAAACCUUGAAUUUGUGGCAAUGAUAGGGUCUCUCUGUCCUUCUGCAGAAGGUCGAUCAGGUUUGUAGCUGAUACAGUGGACAGAGCAUGGCUUUUAGAUUCAAAUUGUCCCGAGUGCAAAAGCUACCCUGCCAUUUACCAGCUUUAUAAUGCUUGCCCUCUCUGGCCUUCAUUUCCUCAUCUAUAAAAUGAGGAUUAAAGUGCCUACUUCUUAAGAUUGUUUAGAUUUCAAUGAUUCGUGGAUGUAUACUAUCCACCUCCAUAGAAGUUUGUUUUCCGGACAGUGAAGGCUCCACUGUCUACUUGAGUGGUCUCUGAGAGGUGAGGCAGGAAAUGAGGAAGGGGCUGCAGAGGGGUCUUGCAGCAUGGGACCCACUGUGAAUUCUUAGAUACCUAGGAAUUCAGAGAAAGAUGUUAGAGAGGGAUGUCCUUGGGCAAUUUUGGGGGACAGCACUUUAUAGUUCAUAGACUUUCUCUGCCAGGGUCUCAGCUACACUUUUUGGAGUUGCCAGAGGAUAUCUUUUAACACCAUUACUACCCAGCUUUACCUUCAGUACUACUGACCAAACUCCUGGGGCUCUGAAUAAAAUCUAGGCUCUGCCAAGGCCUAUGGGGCCCUCUGCCUGAUCUGGCUCCUGUCCUUUCAUCUCCUGCCAUUCUGUUCCUUGCUCACCAUAUUCCACUGGCUAAUGUUCUGGAAAACCUACCACUCCUGCCUCAAGGUCUUCACACUUGCCUAUACUGAUGAACAAGAUAAAGUCCUCUUACAUUAAUUAUAGCCCCCAGUACUAGCUUAGUAAAUAAGGCGAUUGAAUGAAUCAAUAGAAUAAUCUUAAAAAGAAGAAUUAUUGGCUUUGUUUCUUUACGAGGUCAUGAUGUGUGUGUGACAGAGCUGGAUUUGAACCUGGACCCGACUUCCUCCAAGUACUGCUCCCCUAACUGUCCUCAUGUCACCAAAGAACAGUUUCUCUGCUAAUUCUCUUCUCUCUGCCUGAUGAUCCAGCAGAGUCAUUGAGUCACAGAGUAAGGCCAGUGAGAAGAAUCCUGGGCUGGAGGAGCAGUAGGUGUGUGUUGAAGUCCUGCCUCUGCAGUGUGACCUUGGACAGUCAGUUCACAAUGCUUCUCUGAUGUCACAUUACCAAAGUGGGAAGAAAGUCCUUUGGAAAGUGUGGGGCUGAACAUACACAUCAGCCACUGUGAUUCCACUCUGGGCAUCUCCCUGAGCUGGCCCCCACCUCUGCAGGGGCCUCUGCCAAUGGCCUUGCCAUUCCCACAGGCAAUCCUGAUCUUCUGCCUUGCUGCUCCAUGCUCUGAGUUCUUCCCCAGGGAAUUACCCGGCACCAGACAGGAAGGCCAGAAGUGGGCACCAUGCCAAGUCUAGUCUAGUCUAGUGGCUCUUCUACCUACCAUCUGGCAGCUGGGAGCUCUGCCUUAGCUCUGGCUCCUGACUAUUGAGAAAAGGACUUGGGGACGUGGUUAGUGGUCCGCCCCUGGAAUUGAGUAUCUUCAGCCCUCCUAGUCAUACUGUCCACCAGAGCCGAGCACCCACACACUCCAGGCCUCAGUUUCCUUUUCAGAGUCAGAGGUUUCCUGCCCCUGCGCUCCACUUGAGGGGCGGGGUCGAUAGAGAGGCGGGACCAGUGGAGAAGGUGGGAGGAGGACCUGGAGAGCAGCCCCUCCCCCUCCUCUGCUCUGCAGUUUGGCGGGCGGGCGGGCGGUGGACCCGCAUCUCUUACCGCUGGGUUGUGGUGAAGGCGUCGCCUGGCGUUUUGGAGAGGUCGGGUAGGGACGGUGGCGUCCGCAGUUAUGGUGGUGUUCCUGGGCCGCCACCUCCCGGCGCUCCUCGGGCUCUUUAAGAAGAAGGGCUCUGCCAAGGCUGAGAGCGACAAACGUCUAAGUGUAGGGCCUGGUCAGGGGCCAGGGUCUGUAGUGGAUGAGCACCAGGACAAUGUCUUCUUCCCCAGUGGGCGACCGCCUCACCUGGAAGAGCUGCACACGCAGGCCCAGGAGGGGCUCCGUUCCCUACAGCACCAAGAAAAACAAAAACUGAACAAGGGUGGCUGGGACCAUGGAGACACCCAGAGCCUCCAGUCCUCUCGGAUGGGGCCGGAUGAAGAUAGCAUCUCCUUCUGCAGCCAGACCACAUCGUACACUGAGAGCUCCACAGCAGAGGAUGCUCUCUCCAUCCGCUCGGAGAUGAUCCAGCGCAAAGGCUCCACCUUCCGACCCCAUGACUCAUUUCCCAAAUCAUCUGGAAAGUCAGGGAGGCGUCGGAGGGAACGGCGGAGCACAGUGCUAGGACUGCCUCAGCACGUGCAGAAGGAACUCGGCCUGCGGAAUGAGCGGGAGGCCCCAGGUACUCCUCGGCCUCCUGGUCCACGGGAUGCCGUACGAAUUCCCACAGUGGACGGCCGCCCGGCGGGCCUGGCCUCGGGAACAGGGGUCCGGGUAUCCUUGCAGGUGCUGGAGGCAGAGGCAGAGGCUGGGGCCAAAGCAGAGGCCAUGCUGCAACGCCACAUCAAUCGCGUCUACCGGGAUGACACCUUUGUUGGCCGGUCCACAGGCGCCCAGCCCCCACCAACGACCCGGCCCAUGUCCCUAGCAGUACCUGGACUGACAGGAGGGGCAGGGCCUCCAGAGCCCCUGAGCCCAGCCAUGUCCAUCUCACCCCAGGCCACCUACUUGUCGAAGCUGAUCCCACAUGCUGUGCUGCCACCCACAGUGGACGUGGUGGCCCUGGGCCGCUGCAGCCUACGCACACUGAGCCGCUGCAGCCUGCUCUCGGCCAGCCCGGCCUCCGUCCGCUCCCUGGGCCGCUUCUCCUCGGCUUCCAGCCCACAGCCGCGCAGCCGCCACCCUUCCUCUUCCAGUGACACCUGGAGCCACUCUCAGUCCUCCGACACCAUUGUGUCUGAUGGCUCCACCCUCUCCUCUAAGGGUGGCUCUGAGGGCCGGCCAGAGGGCUCUGUGGUUAGCAAUAGUGGGGCACCCCCUCCUCAGGGGGGCAGCGGGAGGGGAUCUCCCAGUGGGGGCAGCACUGCUGAGGCCUCGGACACUGUCAGUAUUCGAAGCAGCGGGCAGUUGUCCGGCCGGAGUGUGUCCCUACGUAAGAUGAAACGGCCCCCACCACCUCCCUGCCGGACCUACUCGCUCCGUCAGCGGGGCUCAGCAGCCCCUGAUGGGCCCUUGGGGUUGCCUCCCAAGCCGGAGCGGAAGCAGCAGCCACAGCUGCCUCGGCCUCCCACCACUGGCGGGUCAGAAGGGAUAGGAGCAGCACCCUGUCCAUCCAGCUCAGCAGGCAGCUGGGUGCCUGGCUUGUCUCCGGGUGGUUCCCGGCGUCCCCCACGCUCCCCAGAACGGACUCUCUCACCCUCCAGUGGAUACUCAAGCCAAAGCGGUACCCCUACUCUCCCUCCCAAGAGUCUAGCAGGAGCACCUGCUUCCCCAGGCAAGGUCCAACCCCCUAAACCAGAGCGUGUCACUUCCCUCCGAACUCCUGGGACUUCUGUCUCCUCCUCCCUCACAUCUCUGUGUUCCUCCUCUUCUGACCCAGCCCCUUCAGAUCGUUCUGGUUCACAGAUGGCGACCACCUCGGGUGACAGGUUUGUCAUACCUCCUCACCCCAAGGUGCUUGCCCCCUUCUCUCCACCUCCCUCCAAGCCCAAGAGUUCUAACCAAUCUGCCCCUGCUCUGGCUGCCCCUGCUGUGGUCCCUGGGCCCAACUCUGCCACUGACGCCAUUCCCAAGUCCCCUCCAACUCCACAGACAUACCUGACCCCACCACAGGAGUCUCCCAUUCCCUCUAAAGACCGGUCACCCCCACCAUCCCCACCCCCAUCUUACCAUCCACCCCCACCACCCACAAAGAAGCCAGAGGUGGUUGAAGAGACCCCAUCUGCCCCACAGACUACUGAGGAGCCCCUCCAAGAUCCCAGCUGGCCCCCACCCCCGCCUCCUGCACCUGAGGAGCAGGACCUGUCCAUGGCUGACUUCCCCCCACCAGAGGAGGCCUUUUUCUCUGUGACUGGCCCUGAGCCUACAGGCCCUUCAGAACUCCUGGCCCCUGUCAGCUCCCUGGCUGCUUCACCUUCCUCAGCUACUGUUUCUCCCCACAUUCAGCCCCAUGAUACCACAGACCCUCCAGCUCCACCAGCUCUACCUGCUGGUUCUGUCACAGGGUUUCCGGCCAAACUCCCUCAGAAGGAACCAGUGGGCUGCAGCAAGGGCAAUGGGGUUCCCAGGGAGGAUGCCAGUGCACCCCUGGUUACGCCCUCACUUCUGCAGAUGGUUCGGCUGCGUUCUGUGGGUGCUCCCACAGUGGCUCCAACCCCAACAACGAUGCCAUCAGCCCCCCAGAAGCCACUACGAAGGGCCCUGUCAGGGCGAGCAAGCCCAGCACCUGCCCCUUCCUCAGGGCUCCAUGCGGCCGUCCGACUCAAGGCCUCCAGUCUGGCUGCCAGCGAGGGCCCUGCGAGUGCCCAGCCUAAUGGGCCGCCUGAGCCAGAGCCACGGUCUCCCCAGUCCCCUGCCUCUACGGCUAGCUUCAUCUUCUCCAAGGGCACUAAGAAGCUGCAGCUGGAGCGGCCCGUGUCCCCUGAGAACCAGGCUGACCUCCAGCGGAAUCUGGUAGCUGAACUUCGGAGCAUCUCAGAGCAGCGGCCACUCCAGGUCCCAAAGAAGCCACCUAAGGCUCCCCCACCUGUGGCCCGCAAGCCUUCUGUGGGAGUCCCCCCCUCCACUUCACCCAGCUUUUCUCGGGCUGAGCCCCUUACUGCUCCUCCCACCAAUGGGCUCCCUCAUGCCGAGGACAGGACUAAGGGGGAGCCAUCGGAGAAUGGAGGUGUCAUGCAGCUGGUGGGCCUAGAGGAGCAGAAGCUGGGUCCGCCUGGCUCAGACCCACAGAAAGAGCUGGUCUGACCACCAGGCACCUCACUGGCACUGCUGACCCAUCCCAGGAAUAUAAUCUCAGGGACCUGAGCAGCUCCAAGGAUGAGAGGAUACGGCAGACACUUAACCUAAUAGAGAGGUUGCCUGCAGCCUUAACCUCCAUGGCCUUCAAUAUUUAUGCAAGCCUGGUGUUGACCCUGUGUCCUCCAAGUCAUCCAGCUCAUGCCUUUUUCCGAAUGGAGUCACCUCUAGAGGCUGCCACUUCAGUCUUGGCCUUAGCCUCAUCUUGAAGGAGGUAGUGGGUGAGAAUGGGUGGUUGCGCCCCCUGCUGGCCCCGAGGCCAGAGUUCGGAGCAGAACACCUCACUUGAGUUAGUUUCUUUUUUUUUCAUGUCCAAAUCAUGCACAUACUGUAGUCCAGGAUCGAAGCACUUUUGGAAAGGGGCUGCAUGUCCAUCCUUCAGUGUCCAUGAAGCCGCAUUCCAGGGGUCUGUUUACUUGGCAGCAGCAUCAUCAGUCUCCAGUAGCCAGCCCAUAGCUAGGACCAUCCUCUCUCUCCCAUAGUUUGCUCCUUAGUUCUUGGAGGUGGGCAAGUCAUUGUAUUCGCACAAGCUUCUCUAGGCUGGAGGCAGGAGCGAGGCUGUGGAAUUCCAAAGCACAAAAGGUGCAGUGGGGGUUAACCUUCGUGUACCUCAACUUACCACCAACCACUCUCCUGCCUUGCAGUUCUGUUAGGUGCUCCAUGUAGGGGACAAGAAGUGGGAGACUGUCAGGGCCCAAAUGGGUAGGGGAAGAAAGAAUCGGGAGAUCCACAGAUUCUGUCCUCAGAAAGCAGAAUAGUCUAGGGAGUCAUCUCGGGGGCACUUGGCAAUGCCAAGUAUCUGCCUUGUGCUUCACCUGAUCAGGCUGGGGUGGGCAGUCACAGCGCUUAAGAGGCAGGAGCAGCCCUUGGGCUGUGGCAAAGCUGUGUCACUAUCAGCUCCGCAGGGAGUACCGAGAUGGACAGAGGGGAAGGUCUGGCAGGGGGAGAGCUUAUUUGGGCAGUGGGCCCAGAUACGGCCCUGCAGAGUUCCUUCUCUGAUGUUUCUUUUGUCUUGGUGCCUGUCCUUUCUGCAGCUGCCUUUCAGCACAGGUGGUUCCACUGGGAGGAGCUGAUGCUGAAUGACAAGGAUGGGAAGCCAAAGGUGCAUUCUAUUCCAGACUCUUCCCUAGUCAGUGAAGGAGCCACUCAGUGCUUUGAGGGAGCAGGCUGGUUGGUUGCCCACUAGACCUCUACUGAUCUCUCCAGGAAUUUUAACAUUUGUUUUGAGCCUGCUGGCUGAAGUAAGCCGGCUUCCCCAUUGUUCUCUGUGGCUCCACAGUGACUUGGGCUUGAGUCUGGCAAGGAACCUUGCUUUUAACCGUUUUCCUUCCACCAAGGAGAUCGAUCCCCUCCCAGAAAAACAGCUGGGAACACGGGAUGUGGUAGAAGCCCAGGUUUUUCUGGUUCUCUCAUUACCGUCUUUCCCCUGUAGCUGUAAACCAAUGUUCUUCUCUUGCCUUUCGGGUAAUGGAGGACUGCAGGUACAUGUUGCACCUGCCCAGUGAGUUGGGGAAAGAAGAUGGUCAGUAAGCAUUGCUCUGCUCAGCUCCUGAUCCAAACCUGUGGGAACGAGGACCGGGCCAAGGCCUCCAUGAAACCAGGUCUUGGCAGCAGCUCCAGGGCUGCUGGAGGGAGUUUGAAUUCUUUCCCUCCUUUCCCCUCUCAAUGUUACUCGAGCUCCUUCUUCCUCAGAAUCUUCUGAGCUUAUUUCUCCACUGGGUGAGACAGAUUACAAAGGAGAAGGGAGGAUCUAGAAGAAGCAACCAUUCUUUGUCCUCUGGGGUAAAUGAGCUUCAUCUAGUGCAAAUGGAGAGAUCAAAAGCCUGAUUUUUAAUUUCCAUAAAAAUGUUAGAGAAAUAUAUAUAUAUAUUUCUUUAAAUUUUUGAGUCUUUGAUAUGUCUGUACAAUCCAUUCCUUCUCCCCUGAAGCCUGAGUGAGACACAUGAAAAAGUUCUGUUUCAUUCAAAGGUGUUAAUUAAAUGAUUAAAACUUG
Messenger RNA from Pteropus alecto (black flying fox), 8025 nucleotides. RefSeq names its product KIAA1522 ortholog (gene NHSL3). Gene Ontology annotation, biological process: cell differentiation. The transcript is spliced from 7 exons. NCBI's taxonomy places the organism in Eukaryota, Metazoa, Chordata, Mammalia, Chiroptera, Pteropodidae. The coding region runs from base 2871 to 5981 and encodes 1036 amino acids. The record is from RefSeq and is a predicted model, not a curated record.